UUUGCCCGCUCCUCUCCUCCGCCAGUCCCUCCACACACCACAGGCCACUGUCUCUUUAAGUUCCCUCCCGCACUGUGCUGACAGCUGCUCCCUGCUCCCCCUCCCUCCCCUGGCUCUGUCUCUCUGUCUGUCACAGCAGCUCUGCUUGGGACCAACCCGCACACCACCGCCAUCCCCCCCUUCCCUCUCCAUCCCCCCCUCGCCCCCUUGGUUACCAUGAGUCUUCCUCGAGGGGAGCGCCUGGAGGGAUCCUAGCCCUGCUGACCCUCCCCAUCUGUGUGGCCCCCCCUCCUCUUCCUCCUCCUUCUCCUCCCCCCUCAACCCUGCAGCCUGAGCGAGAUGUUUCACGCCUUGGUAGCAGGGGGCAUUGUCUUCCCCGGCCUCUUCUUGUUGUCCAAGAACGGCCUUAAGUGGCUGCCAUGGCUGCGAUGGGAGGAGGCCGACGCGGUCAUCGUCUCCGCCAGGUUUGUCUCCUCAGUGCAGGCCAUCAUGGCUUCCACGGUCGGCUACAUCGUCUCCUCUUCCUGCAAGCACAUUAUCGACGACCAGCACUGGCUGACCUCCAGCUACACCCAGUUUGCCAUCCCCUACUUCAUCUACGACAUCUACGCCAUGUUCUUGUGCCACUGGCACAAGUACCGGGUCAAAGGGCACGAGUCGGCCGGCACCCGGACGCUGCGCACCGUCGUCCGCGCCUACUUGAACAAGGAGUUGCUCAUGGUGGUCCACCAUCUCUUCAUGGUGCUGGUUUGCUUCCCCAUGUCUGUGCUCUGGCGCCAGGGCAAGGGCGAUUUCUUCCUGGGUUGUAUGUUGAUGGCUGAGCUUAGCACCCCUUUCGUCUGCCUCGGCAAAGUCCUCAUCCUGUACAAGCAGCAACACACCCUUCUUCAUAAGGUGAAUGGAGUAAUCAUGCUGAUCACAUUCUUCUGCUGCCGGAUCCUGCUCUUUCCUUACAUGUACUGGGUAUACGGGCACUAUGCCGGCCUGCCCCUUUAUCGCGUGCCCUUCUCCAUCCCCGUCGAGUACAACUUGGGAUCGGCCAUCCUCAUGGCGCCCCAGGUUUACUGGUUUGGCCUCAUCUGCCGCGGCGCUUUCCGCGUGUACCGCUCCCAGGGCGCUGCCAAGGAUCAGGUGCUGCGAAAUGGGCACAGACCAGAGACGCAGGCGCUGGACUGAUGAUACCUCUCCCUCCUCAGCCACAGACGGACAGACCACAUUUCCUCUAACUUAUUUAUUUAUUGGGGUAUGGGAGG
Molecule: messenger RNA, 1253 nt
Organism: Zootoca vivipara (common lizard)
Lineage: Eukaryota; Metazoa; Chordata; Lepidosauria; Squamata; Lacertidae
Gene: TLCD3B
Product: TLC domain containing 3B
Biological process (GO): ceramide biosynthetic process; lipid homeostasis
Cellular component (GO): membrane; endoplasmic reticulum
Molecular function (GO): sphingosine N-acyltransferase activity
Source: RefSeq, a predicted model, not a curated record